ACAACCUGAACCUGGUGGUCGGUCAUGCCCUUGGGGCAACUGCCCUCCGUGAUCCAGCAUACGCUGCCCUAGCGAGGCAGAUCGCGGUUUGCAAGUCCCUGGUGUCACUGGUGAAGCGUAAAGGUCUGAACCAUCUACUGGAAAAAUCUCUAAAGCAGCAGGUGGAUACGCGCUGGAAUAGCCUACUGACCAUGAUCCGGUCGGUACUGGAGGCCUUGUCGGAGCUGCGAAGCCAGGAGAGAUUCGCGCAGCCAGACGUGUCUGAUCUCGUGGACCAGCUGAGCAGGAGCCAGCUGCACGCCCUCAUCGACCUGCUGCAGCCGUUCGAGAUGGCGUCCGAGCAACUUAGCGCGGCCCGCUACAGCACUCUGCAUCUGGUUGUGCCCGCCAAGGAGCGGCUGAUGAGGUCUUUGAGCGUGAAGACGGAUGAUACCUUCGCCAUCAAGAGGCUCAAGGAAUCACUACGGCGACUCCUCGACGAGAAGUUCAUCCUAGAGAAUGAACACUUCAUGGCAGCAGCGCUCUGGCCUCCACACCGCCACUUCCGAAGCAUGCAGACAGUGUCUCAGGCGAAGGUGCGGCAGGUGCAUCAAUCACUGGAGGAGGAGGCGAGGUACCAGCCCAACUGUCCGCCACAAGUGCAGGUCAGCCAAACGACCCAAAUGCCACCUGCCGAGCCAACGCCGGGACCAAGCUCCUCAGAGUCAUUCUUCACCUUUGGCGAGCAAGACGACACGGCAGCGCCCAAACCCCGCCAAGACGACGUGGGGGAGUACCUGGCAGAUCCUGGACCCAUGACCUGCGGGAAAGACAUAACAAAGUGUUGGAGUACUGGAAAACAACGGGAGCCAGGUUCCCGGUACUCCAGCGGGUAGCCCGCAAGCUGUUAGCGGUGCCUGCAUCCAGCGCACCAUCGGAGAGACUGUUUUCGGCCGCUGGUCGGACGAUCGAGCCGGGUCGGACGUGCCUCCUCCCAGAAACGGUGGACGACAUCCUCUUCCUCCACGGGGCACUGCGCCAGUAACCGACAGGAGAAAGGAGUUAGGAUAGUGACUAGUCUGACUGUGUACUCAGAACUAAGCUGGAAAAGUCAAAGCAAAGGAAAUCUGUCAUGCAUGCAGUCACAGUGUCUUAUAUUGUACGCAUUUCCGCUGUUAGCUAGGAGUGCUAUCAGUAGUUUGAUAUUGAUCUCAGCUCAGGAAUGUUGAACG
This is a messenger RNA of Amphibalanus amphitrite, 1211 nucleotides long. RefSeq names its product E3 SUMO-protein ligase ZBED1-like. Lineage: Eukaryota; Metazoa; Arthropoda; Thecostraca; Balanomorpha; Balanidae. The coding region runs from base 192 to 875 and encodes 227 amino acids. The record is from RefSeq and is a predicted model, not a curated record. The transcript is spliced from 3 exons.